Molecule: messenger RNA, 1887 nt
Organism: Struthio camelus australis
Lineage: Eukaryota; Metazoa; Chordata; Aves; Struthioniformes; Struthionidae
Source: RefSeq, a predicted model, not a curated record
AGCCGCCGGGUGCACCUUUAAGAGCCUCUUCGCGGAGAGCCGCUCUCCGACAGCUCCCUUGUACUUUGCCCCUUUGCGACACGGCGCCGAAACGGGAGCAGUGAGGAGUUCUCUGCCCCGAGGCUGCAGCAGGACCCUGGAAAGGCUUCGCCCUUUGUGACAAUCCCCUGUUUGUGCAAAGCGAGAUAAGUAAGGGAGCAUCUUUCCACGGCCUGCAGCAGAGCGCAGAGCGGCGGUGGCAAGGGGAACGGGAACUUCCCUGCCGGCAGAUCAACCCUGGGGGAUGAGCAGGAGACACAACCCGUGAUGGCGGAGAGCAGCAGCUUGGAGCAUCCCGCCCUGGAUAAGGCAGCCGGCGAGGAGUUCCUGCAAGAAGCCUUCCAGAUCCUCCUGGAAGAAGUCGUCAGGAAGGGCAUGGAUGUGACAGAGAAGUACCCUCCACUUUGCCGACAUCUUUCUGGGAUCGGGGAGCCCGGUGCCGCGGGUGCGUCGAGGCGGUUCCUCCUCAGCCCCGGGAGGGCCGGCAGGGCUAGGCAGGACGGGGACUGCCCGCACCGCUCUUACAGAGGAGACAUCCCCUGGCCCGCUCCCCUCGGGGACGGGCGCCGGCUCCGCGCGGGGACAACGCUGCUGCGGGUCUUCGCCUGCCCGGCUGGAGCCUGCGGGGAAGAGGCCAACGGCCUCUCCCCGUCUCGCCCUCCCCCAGGUCACCCGCGCUUCUUUAACCAGCUGUUUUCCGGCCUGGACCAUCACGCCCUGGUGGGACGCAUGAUCACAGAGGCCCUCAACACCAGCCAGUACACCUACGAGAUUGCCCCGGUGUUCGUGCUCAUGGAGGAGGUGGUGCUGGCGAAGCUGCGGGAGCUGGUCGGCUGGAGCAGCGGGGACGGGAUCUUCUCCCCGGGAGGCUCCAUCUCCAACAUGUACGCCAUGAACGUGGCCCGGUACUGCCGCUUCCCGGAGAGCAAGCAGAAGGGCAGCUGGGCCCUGCCGCGCCUGGCGCUGUUCACCUCGCGGGAGAGCCACUACUCCAUCCAGAAAGGAGCCGCGUUCCUGGGCAUCGGCACCGACAACGUCUACCUGGUCGGCGUUGAUGAGAGGGGAAAGAUGAUCCCCGAGGAGCUGGAGAAGGAGAUUGAGAGGGCGAAAGCCGAGGGUGCUGUGCCUUUCUUUGUCAGUGCCACCAGCGGCACCACGGUCCUGGGCGCCUUCGACCCGCUGGGGAGCAUAGCAGACGUGUGCCAGCGCCAUGGCAUCUGGUUCCACGUGGAUGCGGCUUGGGGUGGGAGCGCCCUGCUCUCCAGGAAACACCGGCACCUCCUGACCGGCAUCGAGAGGGCAGACUCGGUGGUCUGGAACCCCCACAAGAUGCUGAUGGUGGGUUUGCAGUGCUCGGCCUUCCUGCUCCGAGAUGGCUCCGGUCUGCUCCAGCGGUGCUACGCGUUUGGGACGGAGGGGCUGGAGAGACGCGGGGACCGGGCCUUCGCCUUCACCAGAUACCUGGCGGAGGAGGCGAAGAGGAGGGAAGGCUUCCAGCUGGUGCUAGAGCCGGAGUUUGUCAAUCUCUGCUUCUGGUUCGUGCCGCCCAGCCUGCGGGGCAAGGAGGGCUCUGCCGAUUACUGGCCCAGGCUGGGCAAGGUGGCUCCCGCGAUCAAGGAGCGGAUGAUGAAAACGGGCUCCAUGAUGGUGGGUUAUCAGCCGCACGGUGCCAAGGUCAACUUCUUCCGCCAAGUCGUUACCAACCCUGCGGUCACCAGGGCGGACUUGGACUUCUUUCUGGAUGAGAUCGAGAGGCUCCGCCGGGGAGUGUUAGGCUCGCGUGGCCCCUGCUCUGCUCCGUCGGCUCCUCUCCACGCUGGAAGGCCGCGGUGGAUGCUUGCUCGUUGA